Rhodofomes roseus is the source of this 162-nucleotide messenger RNA. RefSeq lists its product as uncharacterized. The record is from RefSeq and is a predicted model, not a curated record. The coding region runs from base 1 to 162 and encodes 53 amino acids. The transcript has 2 exons. Lineage: Eukaryota; Fungi; Basidiomycota; Agaricomycetes; Polyporales; Fomitopsidaceae.
AUGUCCGCGUACGCGGACUACUUCGGUCAAGUGUGGACCAAUUAUUCCUACUAUUGGCCAAUUGACUAUCCCAAGGAUUCAAGUCUCCUUGGAUGGGAUGAUGACUUGUGGGAGCAGGGUGUGGACAUGAUGCUGGCCACACACGAAUCGUCACAAUCAUAG